CCCGCGUCCCAGUGUCUCAGACUUGAGCAAAUUCAGCUCCUCACCACUUCUAGUCUACCUGAGCUCCCAGCUGGAAGCCUUAGUCUGGCCCAACUCAGGUGUGCUAACUCCGCCCCCAUUCUGAGGCUGGGCCCCAUAGGUGGAGGGAAGUUGUAAAGAUCGUGCCCUGUCACUCCUUCCUUGGACACGGAAACUCAGUAGCCCCCUGCCAGAAUGCCGGAUGCCAGGUUCCUGGACCGCGCGCUCGCCUUGCUCGUCUGCCUGCUCUCCAAUAUCCAACGAGUAAGCACCAACCAGGUUAUAAUCAACUGCGACACCCUAAACUGCCCCAUGGGAUUCAAAUGCUGUGAGAGUGGAUGCUGCCCGGAGAAGAAAAACAUAUGGAAUUCUUCAAACGACUCUUUAAGGAUCUUGUUCAUCGUCUUCCUGGUUAUGAUACCUCUGUUGUUCAUCUGCGGCUUGGUGAAGCGCUUCUGUUGCAAGUGCAGAGAGCCAGAGCAGAACCUCAGAAGGAAUCGUCAGAUACCUCCAGAAGCACCUACCAUUGCUCCCAUAGAGAUGAUCUGGGUCACCACCUUGGAUCCCCCACCACCCUAUGAUCAGGUCAUAUUGAAGCCUGAAGAACCACCUCCUCCCUACAGCCUCAGGCCUGAGGACCCUGCUGGUCAAAUGAGAGGCACUGACAGCACAGCCUUUUGAGCUACCUCACCACAAACUUUUUGGAUCGAGCCCAGGACUUCGUAACUCUGGAAUGACUCUCAUCUUUGAUUUAAUUUAUUGUUUUUCUCCCCCUGUCCCUCCCCAACUGCCAAGCUGGAUUCAUGGUCUCUGUCCCAACUCCGAAGCUAAAGACUGUUGAGGGUGCCUGUAGUGGGAAGCAGAGAUCAUUCUAGCAUUCUAGUGGAAUGCAGACCUUGACUGGACAGCUGGCUCUGCCAUCCUACAGAAGCACUUCUGUGUCUGGGGGAGAUAGGAGACUGAACUGCAUGGACUCCAAACCACCUUCCAGACAGGACCCCACUGUACCUCCAUAGCCAAGCUAAAGUUUCACUGACUGAUCUCUGACCAGUUCUGAGGCUAAGCUCCUGCCAACUCCUUCCAAUGGUGACUGAGUACGUUGACCAUCUGCCUGGGAGGAUUGUGCAUCCUAGCUGAGAAUGAAUGCUUUGACCUUAAGAUUCCUGGGGCCUGUGGGUACUAAAGAAAUGGACUGGAGAGUUCCCCGGAUCCGAGUCUCAUCUCUGCUUUCUGGAAGACCAGAAAUUGAUAAGCAUGGAACUCUUAGGGAGGUACAGGUCAGAAGGCAGGGUAGAAGCCUGGAGAGGCAGGUGUAGUUAAGACCAUGGAGUGAUGCCUACAGAAUGCUUCCUUCCGGAUUCCUUUCCAGAAUUUCCUGGAGGGAGAAGGGUGCCAGACCCCACCCUGUUCUUCCUGCUGAGCAAUAGGUGCCAGGCACUGUAGCCUAACCCCGCCCACAGCUAACCCCUAAAGGGAAGAAGACUGUCCUGUGGCUGAGGAGCUGAAGAAAGCUCAGUCCUGUGUGCAGUACAGCUUGGAGCUUCCACUUGCCCUCAGGUCAAGGCCAGCCUUCUUUUUCAGACACUAGAGAAAUCCCACAGUUGGAGUUUUGACCUGCAGCAGGAGGUCACCUGCCUGUCACUGAAGAUAGUGUACGGCUUUUAAUUUCUCUGCAGCAACUGUGAUGUGGCCUGAAGAGAGUGACUUUUCCCAAAGCUCGGUGCCUGCAAUAACUUGUUUUUAUUUUUAAUGUUCAUUGAUGUUUGCCUCCUCGUGUGUAUCUGUGAGGGUGUUGGGCCGCUUGGAACUGAAGUUUCAAGUUGUGAGCUGCCACAUAGGUACCAGGAGUUGAACCCAUGUCCUGGAAGAGCAGCCGGUGCUGUUCACAGCUGAGCCAUCUCUCCAGCCCCUUGAAUGGACUUCUACUGUUGGUGGGAACGGGAGAGGUGUCACCGUUUCAGAGGUGAUCUUUCCUUUCAUGUCACCGAUAUUUAUAAAGCCAGUAUUCUAUGUCUAGCCUGGUAUCCAGGAUGAGGUCAGGUGCAAUUCUUCAGAUAAGUCUGCAGAGAGGCCUGUGCACUAAAUCUCAUGGAGAUGUGUAUCUCCUGGUGCACUGGACUGGGUGGGGUGUAGCUAUGGUCCCCAUCCAUUGCCCUAUGGAAGCUUGUUCUGAAAGACAUGAGCACCCACACUGAACACCACCUGUCCCCUAAGCAUGAAGAAGGACCUGCUGUGCCGACCUACAUCAUGUCUGCCAUUUACUGUUGGGAGUAAAGGGGAGUUCAGGGCAGCUUUGGUUUGUAAAUAAACUUCACCAUUACAUUUUAAAA
Molecule: messenger RNA, 2348 nt
Organism: Mesocricetus auratus (golden hamster)
Lineage: Eukaryota; Metazoa; Chordata; Mammalia; Rodentia; Cricetidae
Gene: Tmem92
Product: transmembrane protein 92
Exons: 5
Coding region: 214-699 (161 amino acids)
Cellular component (GO): nucleoplasm
Source: RefSeq, a predicted model, not a curated record